CUGGUGUAAUUUCUCAGGUGUAGAUGGACGAAACUUUGAGAGGAGCAGACCUGUAGAUGAUACGGAGCAGAUGAGCUUUACAUCAUGCUAUUUUAGGCCUGUUCUCUGUUGCAGCUGACCAGGGCUGGGUCAGAGCAUGUUUCUGCUAAUGUAUUGCCAUAUUUAUGGGGAUAAUAUGAAAUUAUAUUUGAAAUUAUUUAUUAAUUAUUUAUAUCUUAUUUAUAUAUUUGAAAAUCUGGAUCUGGUCCACUGAAUGUCUAAGUUCAGGGCAGAGCGGAGUCAUGACGGAGGAGCGAUGCCCGCAGCUUGUGGACUACUUCGUGGUGGCAGGGCUGGACCCGCGCGGGCCCUGGCGCCCCCUGGAGGAAGAGGGGAGAGGCGCGGGGGGCGUAAGGGGGGCGGAGCCUGUGACAGACCUGGUGGUGAUCGCCCGCGGGCUAGGAGAGGGAGUGCCCGAAGGCUUCACCUGUAUCGAGCGGACACUUGGGGGUCAUUCUGCCGAGCUUAGUGCCGGCCUCAUCAACAACCCCCAUCUGUUCCUGUGCUACAGGCGCGGGCACCACAAACCACCCAUCCUCGACCUUGGGAUCCUUUAUGAGGGGAAGGAGGCUCUGAAGCCCGGCUGGUUUGUGAUCGAGACCACCCCUUACAGUCGCUCAGCUUCUCUGAGCUCUGGAGGGCCCUCCACUCAUCGCGUCUUCAUCACCUACAGAAGGGCUCUGGACUGCAGCCAGGGCCUCCACGCUCUGGGUGUCACAGACAUUGCUCUGCUGCUACCCGCCAAAGGAGAGAGCGCCCCACACACCUUCUCACGCGUCGAGAAGAACCUCAACACUGGCAUGUUCGGUCCGGCUUUGUUCCUGUGUUACAAGCGCGCUGUGGCUAAAGCUAACGCCCUGGUGUACGAGGCCAACCUGAUCAGUCGUUACCCUCCUGAGGACCUAGACUCCUUCCCUUUGCCUGAGUCGGUGCCAGUCUUCUGUCUCCCGAUGGGCGUCACCAUUGAGAGUUGGCCCCAAAACUCAAAGUACCAGCUGCCUGUGUUCUCCACGUUUGUUUUCACGUCUGCCUCUGGGGACAAGGUUUAUGGAGCAGCGAUUGAGUUCUACGAGUCUUUUCCUCGUGAGCUCUUGUCUGAGCAGCAGUGUGUGCGCCUGGGCAUGCUGAGUGUGGUGGACCGCCGCCCUGUGUCUGGCCGAACACUCCACGUCAAAAAGUCCAUCUGUGUCCUCUCCCACUGGCCCUUCUUCUCUGUCUUCCAGAAGUUUCUAACCUUUGUUUACCGGUACUCUAUAUCUGGACCUCAUGUACUACCUAUAGAGAAACACAUCUCCAGCUUCAUGCACAACGUCCCCUUCCCCUCGCCUCAGAGACCGCGCAUCCUCGUCCAGCUGUCUCCGUACGAUAACCUGCUCCUGUGUCAGCCUGUGUCCUCUCCUCUGCCCCUCAGUGGUGCGAGUUUCCUGAAGCUGCUGCAGAACCUGGGCCCAGAGCACUGCUGCUGCCUCCUGGUGGCUGCUCUGACUGAACACAAGCUGCUGCUGCACUCUCUGAGGCCAGACGUGUUAACCUCCGUGAGCGAAGCCCUUGUAUCUAUGUUGUUCCCUCUGCGUUGGCUCUGCCCGUACAUCCCCCUGUGCCCGCUGCAGAUGUCAGACGUACUUUUGGCUCCGAUGCCCUUUAUCGUGGGGGUUCACUCCAGUUACUUUGACCUCCAUGACCCCCCUCCAGAGGUCAUCUGUGUGGACCUGGACACCAACACCAUCUUCCAGUCUGAGGACAAGAAGCCGCUGUCGUGGAAGUCUCUCCCGAGGAAACAAGGAAAGAUGCUGUUUAACACCCUGAGCCAUCUGCACAAGACUCUGGAGAAGAUUUGCUCUCCGGGCCAGGAGGAGGCGACACUGGAGUUCCUAUUGACAGACUACGAUCAGAUCUACCGUCGGCAGAAGCAGCUGGAGCUCGAGAUCCAGGAAGCGUUUCUGCGUUUUAUGAGUUUACUCUUAAAGGGAUACAGGAGCUAUCUACUGCCCAUCACACAGGCCCCCUCUGACACCACCACUGACUGCAGCAACCUCUUCAACCUGCAGGGUUUCCUGAAGUCCAGGGAGCGUGCUCAGCAGAAGUUUUACUCUCAACUCACUCGGACACAGAUGUUCACUCAGUUCAUCGAGGAGUGCUCCUUCGUCAGCGACCGCCACGCCUGCCUUGAAUUCUUCGACGAGUGUGUGCAGAAGGUGGAUGUGGAGCGACCAGAGGAGGUGUGUCUUGUGGACUUGGAGGAGUCUCUCUGUGGGGAGCACACAGUCUUCAUCAUGCCACCAGAGGAGCCCCAGGAGGCGGACGGGUCGGAGAGUCCUGCCCCCUACAGUUACGAGACUUUCCCGUCUUUGAAGAUGGAGCUGUUUGACCGACCUCAUGAUCAGAUCAAAGUCCAGACCAAAGGAAGUCCCGCCCCGAGCAGCCCCGCCCCCCGCAGGACAAAGCAGGAGAUAAAGCUGGCCCAGAGGCGCGCUCAGAAGUACGCGGCAGUGCCUGACAUGUGGGCCAAGUGCCUCUUGGGGCACUGUUACGGCCUGUGGUUCAUUUAUCUGCCCACGUUUGUGAGAGGAGAGAGUGGGAAAGUGCGAGCGCUACACGCCGCCUACGAUGUCCUCAAGCACACGGAGACGAGGAGGGUGGUGCUGCCCGACGAGGUGUGUUACCGGAUCCUGAUGCAGCUCUGUGGUCUGUAUGGGCAGCCGGUGCUCGCUGUGAGAGUCCUGUUAGAGAUGAAGAGAGCCGGGAUCACACCCAAUACCAUCACCUACGGGUACUACAACAAGGCUGUGCUGGAGAGUAAGUGGCCGUCGACCAAUCAGGGCGGCCGGCUGCUCUGGGCCAAACUCAGGAACGUCCUAUUGGCUGUGGCCCAGUUUCGACAGCCAAUCAAACGACGGCACAAAAGUGGCUCGCUAGGGUCACGAGGAGAGUCGAUGUUUGACUCGGACUGCAGGCCCCGUCCACACUCAUCCCUGAUUCGUCAGUCCAGUUGGAGCGGUUUGAGUGACAGCUCCAGUCACGAGUCACUGCCCGGCUCCAUUGUGAAGAGCAGUAGCCUGAGCAGCAUGAAGCCCACUGACAAGCUGAAGCUGCAGAGGAAGGCGCAGGUCCAGAGUGGAGACCCGCGGAAGCCUCCUCUGGGCCCCACAGCGCCCCCUCCAGGAGGAGGGGUGGUACCACGCAGUCAGGUCUGUCUCUCCACGUUCUACAAAGAGUGUGCAGAGAGCGAGUCAGAAUACUGCCCACCGCCCGGGAGAGACGCACGGCCGACUAUUGGGAGAGAGGGCAGUGCAAGCCGGAGCAAAGACGUCGACGAAAACCAGAACAACGUGUCAUCGCCCAAUCGUGCAGGUUUGGCAGGAAAACUGCAGCAGCUCCUCACUCCCACGAGGAACCGGCUCUCUGUGCGACGAACGGCAAGCGUGGACGACCGACGCAGGGGGGAGGGGCCACGCAGAGACCGACCCAGCCGAAAGAGCCACGUCACAGAGACGCUUCUGAAGGCCAAAGAACGACUCGUCAACGCCAACUCUGAGAGUUCGCUGUCCGUGGGCAGUGACUUGGACCUGUCUGACCUCCCGAGCGCGGCCUUCCCGCUCCGCCGCUCAUGGGAUUCCAGCCAGGAAGCAGCCGGACUGGAGAUCCUGAUGUCCAGUUGCUCUCUGUGCCGUUCUUGUGACUCUCUGGUUUAUGAUGAGGAGAUUAUGGCCGGGUGGAGCUCCGAUGACUCCAACCUCAACUCCACCUGUCCCUUCUGCAACGCCCCCUUCGUCCCGCUCCUUAACGCCCAGAUCUGUGACCCAGGGCCAGUGUGCAGCAGCUCUGAGCGCAGUCAGUGGAACGUGGAGGAGGAGGUGCAGAGUGCAGUGAGACCCCCCAGCGCCCAGGACCCUCACAGAGCGCCCCCCACAGGAGCCCAGUGUAACGGCGUUAGCGAAGACUCAGAGGGCUCAGAGACCAGCAGCUGCUCCGAGUCCAGAGGGAAUCAGACCACAGUGGGAGGGGCUUCUCCUCGGGUAGGCGGGGCCUCGGCUCAGCUGGGCAGUCCCCAGGUGACGGUAGCGUACCUGAGUCCCCUGGUGUUGCGUAAAGAGCUGGAAUCUCUAUUAGAAAACGAAGGAGAGUCGGUUCUGGCUCGGUCCACUCUUCUCGAGCAUCACUCCAUUCUCUUUUGGAACCUGCUCUGGGUCUUCUCCAGGCUUCAGCUGCCCUCACACCUACUCCAACUGGUACGAAGCUCUACGCUGGCCAGCCACUGCUCACAGGUGGAUAACCAGACUGUGAGGGUGCGUCUCUUGUGGGACACAUUGGCUCCAGACACAAAUCAGUGGCCCCCGCUCUACGUGCUCUGGAGGAUCCACAGUGGCGUGGCGAUGCGUCAGUUCAGCUGGAGGCGUCAUAACCACCCAUUCUCUCUGGGCUUCCUGGAGGAGGUCCUACGCUACGUCGGCAUGAACGAAGUGCACAAGGCCGUCACUCUGUUCCUGGAGACUGUGGGGAAGCAGCAGCCGGCCAGAGUCCAGAGGAGUUUGUACAGAGAGUUCCUGUUCCUCACUUUGGCAGCAAUGGGAAAAGAUCAUGUCGCUGCCUUUGAUAAGAAGUAUAAAGCGGCGUACUCAAAGCUCAGUGGGGCUCUAAGUCGAGAGGACCUCCGGAAGAACCGCGUUCAGCCCCCGACCCCCAAAGCCCUGGACUGUCGUCGCUCUUUCCACCCCCCUCUGGAGUGUUAGGAACCAGGGACCCUCAUCUGCACAAACUAGGGACCCUUAUGCCCAGGAACCAGGGGCCCUCUCCCCCUCUGGAGUGCUAAGAACAGCCGGAGAAUGGACCACAAUAUCCAAAAAACUGCUCCAAACCUCACCCCGAUAAUGCCCUGGAAUCUCCCGGAAACGCCCCUUAUACACCCGUAACUAUGCAGCAGUGGCACAGGAGGAGCUGUGCACUGUAAAAACACUGGGAUUCUGAGGAUUCAUUUAGAUCUGAUGGUUUGGAUUGGUGCACAGAUCUGUACUCUGGACCUUCUGACCCAUGUGUGGCUUUUAAAAUCUUAUUUUAGGAAAAGUUCUUAGUUCAAUAAUAGUUGUUGCCUGACAGGCCUUCAGAGGGCAUUUUAACAGUGUGAUGAUUCAAAGAUGCAUGAAUCACUUAAAGCCUCAGUAUGUCACUUUUUUGCCAGAAAUAGACUCAUAUAAAAGCUUGUUGGGUUUUUUUGUUGUCUUUUUUGGAUGUUUUUAUUGCACUGAAAACAUGUGUCCCUAUUGUGAGGCGGGGGCUUGGCCUGGAGGACAGUCUCCUCAUGUUCCAAUGUUGUUCCUUUAGCUAUAAUGUUCCACAGUAUCUCAUAAAACUUAUCUCCAUGGAGAAUGUUUCGACAUAUAGUUUAGUGUGUGGGUGUGGGUGUGCGUGUGUCGGUGUGUGUGUGUAAAGCACUUUGAGCCUUAAAGGUGAAAAAGUGCUGUAUAAAUAGGACCAUUUGCUAUUUAUCUGCCACCACCAGAAAGUUUCAUACUGUUGCUUUAAAAUACAAGUCUGAGUAAGAUAAUGAGGGAAAACCAUUAGAACAUGAUCAAAAGAUCAUGAAAUCCAUGUUACAGAAUAUGUCUUUAAAUAGCCAGUGCAGAAAGCUGUUAAACCAGACUCAAACCCAAAUUCAAAUCUAAAUGCUCCAGAAUCCUACAUUUAAACUCUUUGUACUUUUUGUGAUGUUUGACUUUUUUUUUUGGUCGGCACUGAAGCAGCUCCACCAUUUACUGGGACUGAAAUGUGAAUCUGGGAUGCACUGAAGUCUGACGUGGCUCGUCAAAAAGGGAAAAGCAUCAGAAUCUUUGGGAUUUUAAAGCAAUUUUGACCUCAGCUCUGGGACACAUGGGGGAUCAUGUGGGAAUUUUUAAAAAGACUGAAAUGUUUUGUGCUUCCAUUUUGUUCAGACAUUUUAUUUUUGUCAUUUUGCACAGGUCAAAGUGUUUAAUAUUGGCUUCUCUGCUCUUUCAACCUGAACUAACCCACAACAGCCAGGUUUAUUUCAUAGAAUGGAUUCUGUAAUAAUAAGAAAACUUCACUAAAACAAUAAUGAACAAUAGAACAUAAACCUCCAUAAACCUUACCUCAGGCGUCUGACUGACUGACAAUAAAUGUGUUUAAAUAAUACACUGGCAGAAAAAUAACUUUUAAGCUCCGUGUGUAAAUCAUGUGUCUCUGAUCCUAACCUAGGACAGUCCAACCACAGCGGAUGAGCCACUAUACCACGUAUCACCUGUCACUCAAACACAGAAGAGGUCUCCUCUCCAAAACUCUGGCCCGUUUACAAUUAAAUCCAUCACUUCUUUCACCUGAGAGAAAGAAGAGUUUGGUGCUUCUGUUGAUUCUGCACAAAUCUGCUGUUCCUCAGUCCUCUGGGUUAUUUUUGCCUUUUUACUCCAAAACCACCAUACUGUACAAAAGCUCAAACACCUUAAAAAUGUAUAAACACUUAAAUCUGUCAGAAAAUUACUUAAAAGUAGUGAAAGGAUCUGUCCAUGCGGCAAGAUCAUUUUACUUGACAAGUUCUCUUAAAAUAAAUGACCUCUAGACUAGAAUGAAGCAUCUCAGAACUAGUAAGUCCAUAUUAAAUCUGAAAACAACAUGAAUAACCAUAACAUAAGUUUUAAAGUCUUGGCCAGAUCAGAGAAAUUUGCAAUGUAUGUUUGUUUUGACCUGAAUGGACCAUGUGUCUUGUCUCUCAGACUGGUUCACGCGUUCUGGAAUCAGGUAAAUAGAACACAGCUCCAAAUCCACUUGUUUUUGUAAAGUUUUGUCAAAGUGUGUGGUUCUGGCUUUACAGGUUGCAUGUUCUCCCUGUGUCUCCCAUACACUGUACCUAACAUGCAUAAAAACUCCUCCAGCUCCUGACAGGUUUAACCCAGAGACACUGAAGAAAUGGUUCAUGCAGAUUUAACCCAGAAAAACUGGGUCAAAUGUAGAAUUGAACCUAAUAUUUAAGCUCUACAUUAAAACAUUUAUUCUCAUGGCAGUCAUACGUGUUUGAACAAUUUUGCAUUUUCAUAAAAAAAUGAAAACUAUAAGAAAACUAAACUUUUCUUUCAUUAAUUUUUUCAAUGUAUUUUCAUAUUUUUGUUUUUAAAAUGAAUACAAAAUGUAGACUUUUGUAAAUGAGAGUCCAGAGGAAGUAUUUAUGUGAAAGAAUGAGAGACGUUUACAGGAGAAAUGUUAUGGAGGAUUUAAACUGGCCGUCUUUGUAAAGCAUGUGUUUGUGCAGAAGUUUCAAACCAGCAUCAAAACUGGACUAACCCAUGACUAACCCACGACUAAUCCAGGACUAAUCCAGGACUAACCCAGGACUCUGCCCUCCACUGAUGUUGCUAAAACAGGACUGAAACCAGGACUCAACUAAACCAGUACUCAAACUAGGACUAAACCAGGAUGAAAACCAAAAAUAGGUCUAAACCAGUAUUAAACUAAGACUCAGUCAGGACUUUCAAGGUCCUGUUUUCCCACUGGAGUUACUGCAACACUUCCUCAUGUGGUCCUUUAGUUGAACUGUUUCCUGUUGUUUUUUUUUAAGCUGUGAUGUGUUUACAACUGUUUUUUUCCCCUUAAAUCUGGUUGGUCAACAUCAGUGGAGGGCUUCUGCUUUUCUCUAACUCUUCAAACUCAAACCACUGCGUUUUCUCUGGACGUUUACGUUUUGAAUGCUCAGUGCAGAGCUGGUCACCUGCAGGGUUCAGAGCUGUACAGCCUGCAGGAGCACGGAGCUGUACGCCUGCAGGGCUCAAAGCUGUACGCCUGCAAGGUUCUGAGCUAUACGCCUGCAGGAGCACGGAGCUGGUCACCUGCAGGGCCUGUAUUUAAAACAGUUUGUCGUGUUUUUGCUGUUACUGUAAUUUAUAUCUGUUUGUGAAUUCUGUUGUAAAUGUUUUGCUUUUAUAAGAAAAUGAGAAUAAAAAAGCGACAAGCUCAAAA
This is a messenger RNA of Boleophthalmus pectinirostris (great blue-spotted mudskipper), 7998 nucleotides long. Its product is annotated as DENN domain-containing protein 4B. NCBI's taxonomy places the organism in Eukaryota, Metazoa, Chordata, Actinopteri, Gobiiformes, Gobiidae. Gene Ontology annotation, cellular component: cytoplasmic vesicle. The record is from RefSeq and is a predicted model, not a curated record. The transcript is spliced from 28 exons. Gene Ontology annotation, biological process: regulation of Rab protein signal transduction. Gene Ontology annotation, molecular function: protein binding. Bases 282 to 4769 code for a protein of 1495 amino acids.